GUAUCCAGCGUCAUCACUACACUUCGUUUCAACAUCUAAAUCACUGCCGUGUGCUGUACAGUGAAAUCCUUAAAGAAACUAAUUCACUAAUAGAAGUAGAGUUUUGAUAGAGGUUAAGUGAAGAGGCAGCGCCUUGCCCAGCCCGUCCUACCUUGCCCAGUCCGUCCUACCUUGCCCAGCCCGUCCUACCUUGCCCAGCCCGCCCUACCUUGCUCAGCCCGUCCUACCUUGCCCAGCCCAUCCUACAGGACAACAAAGUGUGGAAAUUGUUAGUGUACGGUUACCUACUCUUCUUUAAAUUCACAACUAUUUUUAGAAACAAACACUGAUACCGUUGAGUGAGAAACUCGCUGCUGGGUAACUAUGGAAGAGAGAAGAGUAAGGUAUGAUACAACUCCACGUGAUCGUGACAUCAUAAUACAGUAUGGUCGUAAUGAACACAACGUCACACAAACGAGGCACGAAAAGUGUAACAGUCUAAACGUGAACUACAAAACAUUUUGUGGCAUUAUCAACAGAGACAAAAAAAACAACCCUGAUUUGUAUCCCAGUAAUGAGCAGGUGAGGGCAAACAAGCAGCGGAUGAAGCACUGGAGACAACAACAGCAGCAGCAACAAUAUUACCAAGAUAAUGGUUUACAAGACUAUGGUUUACAAGACAAUGGUUUACAAGACAAUGGUUUACAAGACUAUGGUUUACAAGACAAUGAUGGGCUACAAGAAGGGGCAGUUGGUUACGCAGACCAAGCAAGGGAACAUGACUUAAACGAUAUAUUGACGGAGGAUAAAACAGAAGGUAUCAAUAAAGCGGACACCAUGUAUAAGAGAGGCAACUACCAAAAAGCACUAGAUCGAUAUGAGAAGUUGGUGAACAGUUCUAGGUGCAAGGACGAAGAAUUACCCCACGUAUUCCUGAUGAUGGCCAACGCUUACUUCUUCACUUUUGAUUUAAAAAAUGCACUGACAUACUGUGACAAAGCCAUUGAAGAAGCUAACAAAAUGGGUAACGACAUAGUGAAGAAACUUGCUGAGCAGAAUCUAAAGAAGGUUCAUAAUUCUAUGGAAAACCUUGGAAAUAUCUCCAUUGCUGACAACUGCACCGAACUUGAAAGGCUGAUGGCAACAAUGAACAUCGAAGAAAAAUAAUGGUCAGUUUACACUGCUGGCUGACCCACGAUUCUGUUGCUGUCCAUAAAUCCACCGAUACUCGGCUAGAGCACUAUCAGUUUUGAAUUCAUAUAAAUUCUUUAAAUAUGUAUUUCUUAACACUUCGGCCGUCUCCCACCGAGACAGGGUGACCCGACAAAGAAGAAAACACUUUCACUGUCACUCGUUCAAUGAUUGUCUUAGCAGGAACAUGAUGACAUUACAGUUCAGGCGACCUUCCAAACCGCCUCCUUCACAAUACAAUGUAUUUUCUACCUCCAGGACUCGAGCCUAACUAACCACAUUCAUGAAUUUCUUAAAAAAUAAUGUUACCUUGCUCAUACUUCAACAACACGUCAAAUCACAAAAACUACUUCUCUCUACUAAUGCUCUGUUUAUUUCUGUGUUGGACACAAGCACGAAACUUUAUGUUCCCUUAUUCUUACUUGAAUUACUUCCAGGAGGCCCACAAAUGCCUGUUGAAUGUCCAAUUAUUUACCACUGAAAACUUCCUUUACCCUCUCCCUCCAGUGUUUCCUGGGAUGAUCCCUACCCUUCCAUCUCUCCUUCCCUCCACCACAGAUUUAUACUCCCUCUUAGUAGUCCUAUAUUACUCCAUCCUCUAUAUAUGUGUACUGCUUCAAGAACCCCUAAUUAACCCUCUUAAUAAUUAUUUUGGCAACUCUACACCUAUUUUUAAUCACAAAACUUCGAAUUCUCUGUAUAAUAUAAUAAAACAAAAUAAGUUAGAAUAUAACGUAUUUUCCGGCAUAUAAGGCGCACGAGCAAAUGAGACAUAUAAGACUAUAUUAGCGAGCAGUUGUAACAUAACUUUAGUAAACAACUGUUGAAGUGUAACCCAGAGUGUAACCUUGACCAUCACCUCCAGCAUAUAAGGCGCAGCGGGAUUUUCCAAGACUUUUUGUGUGAAAAAAGUGCUCUUUAUAUGGCGGAAAAUAUUUUAUGUGGCUUAUAUUUAAAUGAUAAAUCACGAAGGCCAGUAUAUAGGAAGAUGUCUGAAAAUAGAAAAUCUUUUUAAACAGCUAUGUCUUUGUGUAAAAUAAAAUCAAUAAUAAAAAAUAUAUUUAUUAAAAGAAUAAAAAAAAGGUAUGUGGACAUUCUGAAAAGAGAUGAAACAGAAGAACAAAAUAUACAAAUGCAAUGUAGUUGAUGGUAAAAAGAAUUGUACAGAUGUUUUAAUAAAGGUCAGAAUGUUUUAAUAAAGGUCAGAAUGUUUUAAUGAAGGUCAGGAUGUUUUAAUAAAGGUCAUGAUGUUUUAAUGAAGGUCAGGAUGUUUUAAUAAAGGUCAGAAUGUUUUAAUGAAGGUCAGGAUGUUUUAAUAAAGGUCAGGAUGUUUUAAUAAAGGUCAGGAUGUUUUAAUAAAGGUCAAGAUGUUUUAAUAAAGGUCAGGAUGUUUUAAUAAAGGUCAGGAUGUUAUAAUAAAGGUCAGGAUGUUAUAAUAAAGGUCAGGAUGUUAUAAUAAAGGUCAGGAUGUUAUAAUAAAGGUCAGGAUGUUAUAAUAAAGGUCAGGAUGUUAUAAUAAAGGUCAGGAUGUUAUAAUAAAGGUCAGGAUGUUAUGAUAAAGGUCAGGAUGUUUUAAUAAAGGUCAGGAUGUUAUAAUAAAGGUCAGGAUGUUAUAAUAAAGGUCAGGAUGUUAUAAUAAAGGUCAGGAUGUUAUAAUAAAGGUCAGGAUGUUAUAAUAAAGGUCAGGAUGUUACAAUAAAGGUCAGGAUGUUAUAAUAAAGGUCAGGAUGUUAUAAUAAAGGUCAGGAUGUUAUAAUAAAGGUCAGGAUGUUACAAUAAAGGUCAGGAUGUUAUAAUAAAGGUCAGGAUGUUAUAAUGAAGAAUACACAAUGCUUUCACGAGAAAAAUUAAGUUCAUUUUGUAUAUUCACCUCAGAUACUAAAGAAUUAUAUUGAUAGAUUUACUGAUGAAGUUGAUCAUGAUAGAUUUACUGAUGAAGUUGAUCAUGAUAGAUUUACUGAUGAAGUUGAUCAUGAUAGAUUUACUGAUGAAGUUGAUCAUGAUGGAUUUACUGAUGAAGUUGAUCAUGAUAGAUUUACUGAUGAAGUUGAUCAUGAUAGAUUUACUGAUGAAGUUGAUCAUGAUAGAUUUACUGAUGAAGUUGAUCAUGAUAGAUUUACUGAUGAAGUUGAUCAUGAUAGAUUUACUGAUGAAGUUGAUCAUGAUAGGAUUCAUUCAAAGGUAAUAAAACAAGGUAACAAGGCCGGAAUAUUGCUGUACAUUAACAUCUCUGUUCAAAGCAGGUGAAAUUACAGAUAUAGAGAGUGUACAGAGAACCUUCACUGCACAAAUAAGUUCCAUCAAACACCUCAACUACUGGGAACACUUGGAAGCACUUGAUUUGUACUCACUGGAACUGAGGCGAGAGAGAUAUAACAUAAUCUACACUUGGAAAAUCCUAGAAGGAAUGGGCCUGAAUCUGCACACAGAAAUCACUCCCUACGAAAGUAAAAGACUGGGUAGGAGGUGCAAAAUACCUGCAGUGAAAAGUAGGGGCGCAACUGGAACACUAAGAGAAAACAUCAUAAGUGUCCGGUGCCCAAGACUGUUCAACAGUCUCCCACCAUGCAUGAGGGGUAUUACCAAUAGACCCCUGACUACCUUCAAGAGGGAGCUGGACAAAUUCUAAAAGUCGGUGCUGGAUCACCCGGUUUUGGUUCGUUCGUAGGACUUCGUGCGGCCAGCAGUAACAGCCUGGUCGAUCAGGCCCUGAUCCACCGGGAGGGCUGGUCGUGGACCGGGGCGCAGGGGUGUUAAUCCCUGGAAUACCCUCCAAGUAGAUUCGUCCAGGUAGACUGAGUCGCCCAUGAACUUGUUAUAUCAUCAUGUUUACUGAAGCUGUUUGAAAUUCAUUUCCAGGAUAUAUUAGUAGGUAUAAUAUAUUUUGAUUUUAGACAGUUUGGUUACAGUUGAGGAUUAUCUACUGAUGAAGAAGAGCAGUUAGUGCUUUAAUGGAGCCGUGUAACGCGUUACACAAGUAACACCACCACGUUAUUGUGGCAGAUAUAAUUAGUGAUUGAGGAAUUAAUCUUGAUAUUCUAUAUUGUUUUACAUUUUAUAAGUACCAGGAGGAAAUAACUGUGUCAGUGGUAUACAAUACUGACUUAACGAAGCAUUAGAUGCUUCGCCAUCCACUAGAUUAAUACAUGGACAUAAUCUUUAGAUUGUAGAAAUAUAUAGAGAAGACUGGACGACUAGGUAAGCAGUCCCUCAGCCUAGGAGCAGGUGGUGCUCCUAGGCCUAGGUUAGGAUAGAUUAGGUUAGGUCAGGUUUGUCAGGACACAGAAUAAUUGGUUCAUGUCUUAGUCAUAUGAUGACCCGCCACUAGAGGUUUUGGUCAUCUGACGGAGACCUUCCACCGCUGUGUGGAAUGGAACAAAAAAGUGAUUAUUACACUAUGAACAAUUGUGUAAAUCAUGGUGGCUUCCUCUUACUAUUUUGUUGUUAACUUCCUAUCGACAAAAUGAAUAAAGAAAUAUUCUCGAUGUGGUUGAGGGGAAGAUUCCACUUUCUUGAAGCAAAUAAUAUCACAUACGAGGAUAAUAUUAUCACAUACGAGGAUAAUAUUAUCACAUACGAGGAUAAUAUUAUCACAUACGAGGAUAAUAUUAUCACAUACGAAGAUAAUAUUAUCACAUACGAGGAUAAUAUUAUCACAUACGAAGAUAAUAUUAUCACAUACGAGGAUAAUAUUAUCACAUACGAGGAUAAUAUUAUCACAUACGAGGAUAAUAUUAUCACAUACGAAGAUAAUAUUAUCACAUACGAGGAUAAUAUUAUCACAUACGAAGAUAAUAUUAUCACAUACGAGGAUAAUAUUAUCACAUACGAGGAUAAUAUUAUCACAUACGAGGAUAAUAUUAUCACAUACGAAGAUAAUAUUAUCACAUACGAAGAUAAUAUUAUCACAUACGAAGAUAAUAUUAUCACAUACGAGGAUAAUAUUAUCACAUACGAAGAUAAUAUUAUCACAUACGAGGAUAAUAUUAUCACAUACGAAGAUAAUAUUAUUCUUUUCACUGAUACAAAUAAAAUACAACAUUUUUAAGUUACUGAUUAAUAAGUAAAUCAGCCUUAAUAUUACUUCGUGAGAGUAGUAAGAGUGGUAAUAUAUUUAAGUAUAAAUAGGUCGAACAAUGUUAUUAUUUACAUCAAUAUACACCAAGUGAUUUGCUACACAACAAGAAAGUUGAAAUUAUACCAAACAUGUUAAAUUUAAGUUCAUUAUAACAAAUUAUCUACGAAAUAAGUUCCAUGAACUGUUGCUGGUAUUUAGGGUAAUAAGGUGUUUAGUUAGAUAUUUUUUCACCUUUAUUGGCGCCUUUUGAAAUGUAUAUAAAAAAAGGCUGAACUUAGCCACCUGUCGUACUGCAUAUUAGUAGUUGUUUAUUUAAAUAUUAUGUGGCCUUUUAAUAAGCUAGGUAUUUUAAACAUUGAUUUAUGAGAAUUGUGUAUCUUUUUAUAUUAUCAACUUGUAACACAGGAAUUCCUUUUUCAUACAUUCCUCAAGUCUUCAUUGACACAUAAUAAUUUAUCCAUAAUUAUUAGGAUACUACGAAAUUUUGAUGAACUAGAAGUAUGUUCAAAGGCGGUUGAGGAAAGUAUUGUGAGAGGAUGUGGGCAUAGACACAUAUACCCAUCAUAGGCUGGUUAACAUUAAGGGUAUAUUUAGUAUUUUAAGUUGCAUGCCUCUAAUAGUGUACUUGAUCAAAAAGACAGUUGUGCAACAUUUGGGUAUAUUUAAUCUGAAAUCGUUUCUCCAGCCAGUACCGUCUUCAGUUCAGUGAAGGGAAAGGUGGAAACUGAAGAGUGGUUUGAGGUAAUCAAUCCCUCAUCCUGGAGUCUGUGUGUUCGGUCCAUCAGUCUUCAUAAAACUUAAUCAAGAUAGAUGGUCUGGUCUGAACACAUCGACUGUAGGCUGGGGGACUGAUUACCUCAAAAUCUUUCCCAGUUUCUACCAUUCAUCUAUAUACUGGACUGAGAAAGCCAACUGGGAGUGAAAUGUUCCCACAAUAAAGAUACCCAAGUGUAGAAUAUGUCUCAAUAGUCAGGAGUUAAAAUAGCUGAAAUAUUACUAACUUAGGUAAGAUUGAUCAGGAAACAGGACAAGUGUUUCCUGACGAGGAUUUUAGUCUUAAGAUGACCCGCCACUGGAGCUUUUGGUCAACUGACAGAGACCUUCCACUGGCUUACCUGUCCACACCUUAAAAGUUAAGAUUAAAUCUUACAAGACAUAAUUACAUAUUUAAUGAGGUUGUGGAUACUACAGUUUAUGUUGAAAUUAGUUGAUGAUUAAGUCACAUGUGCAACAGUUGAUGAUUAAGUCACAUGUGUAACAGUUGAUGAUUAAGUCACAUGUGCAACAGUUGAUGAUUAAGACACAUGUGUAACAGUUGAUGAUUAAGUCACAUGUGCAACAGUUGAUGAUUAAGUCACAUGUGUAACAGUUGAUGAUUAAGUCACAUGUGUAACAGUUGAUGAUUAAGUCACGUGUAACAGUUGAUGAUUAAGUCACAUGUGCAACAGUUGAUGAUUAAGUCACAUGUGUAACAGUUGAUGAUUAAGUCACAUGUGCAACAGUUGAUGAUUAAGUCACAUGUGUAACAGUUGAUGAUUAAGUCACAUGUGCAACAGUUGAUGAUUAAGUCACAUGUGUAACAGUUGAUGAUUAAGUCACAUGUGCAACAGUUGAUGAUUAAGUCACAUGUGUAACAGUUGAUGAUUAAGACACAUGUGCAACAGUUGAUGAUUAAGACACAUGUGUAACAGUUGAUGAUUAAGACACAUGUGCAACAGUUGAUGAUUAAGACACAUGUGUAACAGUUGAUGAUUAAGUCACAUGUAACAGUUGAUGAUUAAGUCACGUGUAACAGUUGAUGAUUAAGUCACAUGUGCAACAGUUGAUGAUUAAGACACAUGUGCAACAGUUGAUGAUUAAGACACAUGUGCAACAGUUGAUGAUUAAGUCACAUGUAACAGUUGAUGAUUAAGUCACGUGUAACAGUUGAUGAUUAAGUCACGUGUAACAGUUGAUGAUUAAGUCACAUGUGCAACAGUUGAUGAUUAAGUCACAUGUGCAACAGUUGAUGAUUAAGUCACAUGUGCAACAGUUGAUGAUUAAGACACAUGUGCAACAGUUGAUGAUUAAGUCACAUGUGCAACAGUUGAUGAUUAAGACACAUGUGCAACAGUUGAUGAUUAAGUCACAUGUAACAGUUGAUGAUUAAGUCACGUGUAACAGUUGAUGAUUAAGUCACAUGUAACAGUUGAUGAUUAAGUCACGUGUAACAGUUGAUGAUUAAGUCACAUGUGCAACAGUUGAUGAUUAAGACACAUGUGCAACAGUUGAUGAUUAAGUCACAUGUAACAGUUGAUGAUUAAGUCACGUGUAACAGUUGAUGAUUAAGUCACAUGUGCAACAGUUGAUGAUUAAGACACAUGUGCAACAGUUGAUGAUUAAGUCACAUGUGCAACAGUUGAUGAUUAAGACACAUGUGUAACAGUUGAUGAUUAAGUCACAUGUAACAGUUGAUGAUUAAGUCACGUGUAACAGUUGAUGAUUAAGUCACGUGUAACAGUUGAUGAUUAAGUCACAUGUGCAACAGUUGAUGAUUAAGUCACAUGUAACAGUUGAUGAUUAAGUCACGUGUAACAGUUGAUGAUUAAGUCACAUGUGCAACAGUUGAUGAUUAAGACACAUGUGCAACAGUUAUGAUUAAGACACAUGGGUAACAGUUGAUGAUUAAGUCACAUGUGCAACAGUUGAUGAUUAAGACACAUGUGCAACAGUUGAUGAAGUCACAUGUGCAACAGUUGAUGAUUAAGACACAUGUGCAACAGUUGAUGAUUAAGACACAUGUGCAACAGUUGAUGAAGUCACAUGUGCAACAGUUGAUGAUUAAGACACGUGUGCAACAGUUGAUGAAGUCACAUGUGCAACAGUUGAUGAUUAAGACAUAUGUGCAACAGUUGAUGAUUAAGACACAUGUGCAACAGUAGAUGAUUAAGACACAUGUGCAACAGUAGAUGAUUAAGACACAUGUGUAACAGUUGAUGAUUAAGACACAUGUACAACAGCUGAUGUUUAAGUCACUUGUAUUGCACAUGUGACUUAAUCAUCAACUAGACUGUAUGUUCAAUUUGUCACAGAUUUAUAAUACUGAAUCAGUUGGGGACGGACAUUUUACCAUUCAUGUUUAAUUUGGCUGAAGAUAUUAAAAAAAUAUGAUAUAUAUCCUUAGAUUUUAAGAAAUUAAGUCGGAACUGUCUAAGACUGUUGAGGCAAAUUAUAGCUGAUACGGGAACUUGACAGGAAAUUCAGUAACUUUGUCUUGGGACUUGUAAAUGUUUCACACAUGAAGCGUCGUAGGUAAACAUCAUCACUGUCAUUCGUUAAUUUAGACAUUUAGAGCUUUUUGAAAGGUCAUCCCCUGUUGCAGUGUUGUCCAAUAUGGGAUGUUCGCUCUCCUUCAGUGUGUAAGAUGCCUCAGAAGAGCUGCAUGAAGAGUCCCUUCGAUACAAUAACAUUUUUGUUCUAUUAUUUACUAACAUUAUGUUAAUUCUGACUAAAAAUUGCAUGCCGAUCAAUUGUGGAAUAUAUUGUGAAUUAAGGAAAGAUAAAUAAAUCCACCAAGAUCACGUUCAAUCAAAUAAGCUUUUAUUUGUUCAGAAAGUCUCGUCUCACUUCAAAUUAUCAGUAAAACGCAAAACAAGAAGUUUCACUGAUAUCAUUAUUUUUUCUUGUUAAGAGUAAGUCUUAUUAGCCAAAUGGAGAAUUUAUUUUUUGCACUUCUGAAUAUAUAUUAUUACUGGAGUACUUUGUUUAGUUCUAUAAAUCUUAAAAUAAACUGUAAAUCCAA
Cherax quadricarinatus is the source of this 9029-nucleotide messenger RNA. RefSeq lists its product as uncharacterized. Gene Ontology annotation, molecular function: protein binding. NCBI's taxonomy places the organism in Eukaryota, Metazoa, Arthropoda, Malacostraca, Decapoda, Parastacidae. The record is from RefSeq and is a predicted model, not a curated record.